Messenger RNA from Drosophila sulfurigaster albostrigata, 757 nucleotides. RefSeq names its product peptidyl-prolyl cis-trans isomerase Fkbp12 (gene Fkbp12). Bases 106 to 432 code for a protein of 108 amino acids. NCBI's taxonomy places the organism in Eukaryota, Metazoa, Arthropoda, Insecta, Diptera, Drosophilidae. The transcript is spliced from 3 exons. Gene Ontology annotation, molecular function: peptidyl-prolyl cis-trans isomerase activity. The record is from RefSeq and is a predicted model, not a curated record.
GUCGCCACUUCUGAUUUUUCUGCUCAACACGAAGGGAAGAAAACGUGCUAGUAAAAUUUUUGAAUUAGCCACCCGGUUGAAAUUAAAAAAAAAAACUAAAAUAAAAUGGGCGUACAAGUAGUUCCAAUUUCUGAUGGCGAUGGUAGCACUUUCCCCAAGAACGGCCAAAAGGUCUCGGUGCACUAUACUGGCACCUUGAACGACGGUACCAAGUUCGAUUCGUCGCGCGACCGCAACAAGCCGUUCAAGUUCACCAUUGGCAAGGGCGAGGUUAUCCGCGGCUGGGACGAGGGCGUCGCUCAGCUGAGUGUUGGCCAGCGCGCCAAGCUGAUCUGCUCACCUGACUACGCCUAUGGCAGCCGUGGUCAUCCAGGUGUCAUUCCCCCCAACGCUACCCUGACAUUCGAUGUUGAGUUGCUCAAGGUCGAAUAAAGAGUGAGAGCGGAGAGAGAAGUAAAAAUGCCGAAGUGCAGUAGUGCAUGUGUUUGUGUGAGAACAUCCACAGCUGCAAUGCACAACCGCAUACACUGAAGAAGAGAACACCAACACUACUUCAAAUUUCCAUCACUCGGCGACUUUUGGAAACAGAACCAAACAAGAACAAUCCAACAGCAUUUUAAUUAUAUUCAGAAAGAAAUGUGGCCAAUCUAUCUAUAUCUGGUCUCUAUCGAUAAAAUUAGAUUUAAUUGCCAACAACUCACACAGAUUAUUGAAAAUGGAAAACGCAUACAAAUAAAACAUUUAUUCAAAUGAGAAA